Messenger RNA from Anopheles moucheti, 6148 nucleotides. RefSeq names its product AP-2 complex subunit alpha (gene AP-2alpha). The transcript has 8 exons. The record is from RefSeq and is a predicted model, not a curated record. Gene Ontology annotation, cellular component: AP-2 adaptor complex; membrane coat. Lineage: Eukaryota; Metazoa; Arthropoda; Insecta; Diptera; Culicidae. Bases 479 to 3280 code for a protein of 933 amino acids. Gene Ontology annotation, molecular function: clathrin-cargo adaptor activity. Gene Ontology annotation, biological process: intracellular protein transport; clathrin-dependent endocytosis.
CGGAAAAUCGAUUUUUAUCCUUAAUCUAAACGGCAGAAAACGAUUUGCGUAAGAAAAGCAGCAGCCAGCAAACAGUACCACCGUUGAAAAACAACACCCAGAAAGCAAACAAACCCCCUUUGGUACGGGUUAUUCACGGGCGAAGUGCAUCUGGGGUUUCACUAGAGCGGAGGAGGCUGUGUGUUGCUAAGCAAUCACCUAUGCAUUCGUUGGUGGCUGGCUGGUUGAACCGCUUUACAUAAAACAAAGCCUCCCAGUGUAAGGGCACCAAUCGCUUCUCGGUUCAUAAGUGACGACACAUACAGCACAGCAUUCGCCGACGUGGUCGUUUCCGGUCGCAUAGCAAAGACAAGAGUGAUUGUGUAGUUCAAAAAGCGGGUGGUAUUUCAGUGCGGGAAACGCUACAUACUUGAAGGGGCGAACCGUGUGUGUGUGAGAGAGGUGAAGAACAGUGCUAUUUGCAUCAUCUGCAUCCAAGAUGGCACCGGUACGUGGGGAUGGUAUGCGCGGACUGGCGGUGUUUAUAUCGGACAUCAGAAACUGCAAAAGCAAAGAGGCGGAAAUCAAGCGCAUUAACAAGGAGCUGGCCAACAUUAGGAGCAAAUUCAAAGGGGACAAAACGCUAGACGGUUAUCAGAAGAAGAAGUACGUCUGUAAGCUGCUGUUUAUCUUUCUGCUCGGCCAUGACAUCGAUUUCGGUCACAUGGAGGCGGUUAAUCUGCUUUCCUCCAACAAAUACUCGGAGAAACAAAUCGGUUAUCUGUUCAUUUCGGUGCUGGUGAACACGAACAGCGAUCUGAUUAAGCUCAUCAUCCAAAGCAUCAAGAAUGAUCUGCAGUCGCGGAACCCGAUCCACGUGAAUCUGGCAUUGCAGUGCAUUGCGAAUAUCGGCAGCCGGGAUAUGGCGGAAGCGUUCUCGAACGAGAUCCCGAAGCUGCUCGUUUCGGGCGAUACAAUGGAUGUGGUGAAGCAAUCGGCUGCGCUGUGUCUGUUGCGUCUGUUCCGCACCUGUCCGGAUAUUAUCCCGGGUGGUGAAUGGACUAGCCGCAUCAUUCAUCUGCUGAACGAUCAACAUAUGGGUGUGGUAACGGCGGCGACCAGCUUGAUCGAUGCGCUGGUAAAGAAGAACCCGGAGGAGUAUAAGGGAUGCGUCAGCUUGGCGGUCUCGCGCCUUUCGCGUAUCGUGACCGCGUCCUACACAGAUCUGCAGGACUACACGUACUACUUCGUGCCGGCUCCGUGGCUGUCGGUGAAGCUGUUGCGCUUGCUGCAAAACUAUAACCCACCGACGGAGGAUCCGGGUGUGCGUGGCCGGUUGAACGAGUGCUUGGAGACAAUCCUGAACAAGGCGCAGGAACCACCGAAAAGCAAGAAGGUGCAGCACUCGAACGCGAAAAAUGCGGUCCUGUUUGAGGCGAUCAAUCUGAUCAUACACAAUGACAGUGAGCCUAGUUUGCUGGUGCGCGCCUGCAACCAGCUCGGCCAGUUCCUCAGCAACCGUGAAACGAACCUACGCUAUCUGGCGCUGGAAUCAAUGUGCCAUCUGGCGACGUCCGAGUUUUCGCACGAAGCCGUCAAGAAGCACCAGGAGGUGGUGAUCCUGUCGAUGAAGAUGGAGAAGGAUGUGUCGGUGCGCCAGCAGGCGGUCGAUCUGCUGUACGCGAUGUGCGAUCGCUCGAACGCGGAAGAAAUCGUGCAGGAGAUGCUGAACUAUCUGGAGACGGCGGAUUAUUCAAUCCGCGAGGAGAUGGUACUGAAGGUGGCUAUUCUGGCGGAAAAGUAUGCUACGGACUACACCUGGUACGUGGACGUGAUCCUGAACCUGAUUCGAAUUGCGGGCGAUUACGUGUCGGAGGAGGUCUGGUACCGUGUGAUCCAGAUCGUGAUUAACCGCGAGGAGGUACAGGGUUACGCGGCAAAGACCGUGUUCGAAGCACUGCAGGCACCGGCUUGUCACGAGAAUAUGGUCAAGGUGGGCGGGUACAUUUUGGGCGAGUUUGGAAAUUUGAUCGCGGGCGAUUCACGCUCGGCACCGAUGGUACAGUUUAAGCUGCUCCACUCGAAAUAUCAUCUGUGCUCGUCGAUGACGCGCGCCCUGCUGCUGUCGACGUACAUUAAGUUCAUCAAUCUGUUUCCGGAAAUCCGCGGCACCAUUCAGGACGUGUUUCGGCAGCACAGCAAUCUACGUUCGGCCGAUGCCGAAUUGCAGCAGCGAGCGAGUGAGUACUUGCAGUUGAGUAUUGUCGCUUCCACCGACGUGUUGGCAACCGUGCUGGAGGAGAUGCCAUCGUUCCCGGAACGUGAAAGCUCCAUACUUGCGGUGCUGAAGAAGAAAAAACCGGGCCGUGUGCCGGAAAAUGCGGAAAUCCGUGAUAACAAAAGCCCGGUACCGAACAGUCAUAAUGCUCACAACAAUGCUCAAACUAAUCACACUUCCAGUGCGAACAACGCAAAUGCUAGUUCAGAUUUGCUCGGACUCAGCACACCACCGGCCAGCCAAUCUGGUACACUGAUCGAUGUGCUGGGUGACAUCUACAGCACAACCAACGGCAACAGCAGUGUGGUUAAUAAUUCCAAAAAAUUCGUUUUCAAAAACAAUGGUGUCCUGUUCGAAAACGAUCUGCUACAGAUCGGUGUAAAGAGUGAGUUCCGCCAGAACCUUGGUCGGUUGGGUCUGUAUUAUGGUAACAAAACGCAAACGGCACUGCAAAACUUCGUACCCACGCUGCAGUGGUCGGCCGAGGAUGCGCUGAAGCUGAAUGUACAGAUAAAGGCCGUGGAACCGACGCUUGAAGCGGGCGCCCAGAUUCAACAGCUGCUUACGGCGGAAUGUAUCGAUCACUAUCUCGGUGCACCGUCGAUCGUUAUUUCGUUCCGAGUGAGCGGUGGUGCGCAGCAAAAGAUUACGGUUAAUCUUCCACUGACGAUCAACAAGUUCUUCGAACCGACGGAGAUGAAUGCGGAAUCGUUCUUUGCCCGGUGGAGGAAUCUUGGCGGUGAGCAACAAAGAGCGCAACGUGUAUUUAAGGCAAUGCAACCGCUCGAUUUGCCGGGCGCGCGCAAUAAGCUGACCGGAUUCGGAAUGCAGCUGCUCGAUAGCAUUGAUCCAAACCCGGACAAUAUGGUUUGUGCCGGUAUCAUCCACACGCAGGCCCAUAAAGUGGGAUGUUUGCUACGUUUGGAACCGAACAAACAGGCCCAGAUGUUCCGUCUGACUAUACGAUCCAGCUUAGAAGCGGUGACAUCAGAAAUAUGCGAUCUGUUGGUGGAUCAGUUUUAAAUGUAAUUCCGCCCCUCCCCAUUAUCCCAUAAUCGCAAACCUACUGGUAAGAGUAUCAACAACAUCGCACUGUCGAGGGUAUGGUGCAGCUGUCGUGAAAGCCUUGCUACCGUAUCGUUGUGCGGUACUACCGUUGCAUAAAUUAAUCAAUAUGAAUGAAAUAGAGUACAGACUUGAGAUAUAUUGGUGCCCAAGGCAAAGUUGCAUCGAUGUGUAAAAGUAUAUAUAUAUAUACAUCUGAUGAUAUGGUGGUCAGUAUGUAAGAGGAGAAUAAUGCCAUAAGAGCAGUAGCUGAAUCUGGUAUGGCAGUUGGUGGUUGACAACACCAUGACAAGAUCCAAUGAGCGUUAGCUCUACCUGUCCAAGGUUUUGCUGAGAUGUCCUGACCGAGAUGUGUUGCGCAGCGAAUAAGUUAUCUUGUUCAUUACAUGUUUAAUCGUACUGGAUGGAAGUCGAUCUGUGUGGUACAUAGCAACGAUGUAUGUACGACUCAAGACAGAUACGCUCUAUCUCUAGUGGACUGGAGUAAUUCGAAAGCCAAAGCUUCCGUGCAAGUAAGAUAAUAGGGAAAUUGACAUUAAAAUUGCAUGUUAGGUGGAUCAAUGGUUAUAAAGGUAAUCGACAUCACGGAUAUGAUCAAUCGUCUCUUUACUGCCGAAUGGUGACCCAAUCCUCCCCCAUCAAAAACGUAUCAUUCGACCAUUAGAAUGGCGGUUAGACAACGAGAGAGAAAGAGAGAGAUAGUGGAAAGCGAAAUUAAAACUAUUAAAUCAAACUAUAUAAUUAUCUAUUUGAACUUAAACUUAAAACAGCAAAAGUGUUGUUUGCAAAGGUGGAACAGAUUUGCUUUCACUGGAUUUCCAGUCCUCCCACUGACUUCUGGUGUUCGUAUUCGAGACGAUGACAAAAGGAGUCAUAAGAAGUAAUCUCAAACGAUAAAGGGCGAAUAAAUGACAAAAGCUAGUAGUCGUUAUGAAACGUUCCACGGACGGAUAUGUGUGCCCCCGGGGGGGGUUUAGAAGGAACGCAUAAUCUUUCAACCAUAUUUGCGAAGCCGGUAGUAAGACGUCGACAUCGAAAUUGAUGGUGAGAAGGACCAGAAUAGUUUCAAUCUGCUGUAGUAGAAACGAAAACAAAACAAGGCACGGCGCACGAGCUAAAUCAAUGUAGAUAAAUCUUCCUGAAAAAUGGGCGAACGCUUUCAUGUGUUUGAUGUAAUUUACGUGAAGCAUCAUUAGCCAGCAUAUACUACGAAACUAAACUAUUAGUGUGCAAAGAAGGAAAAAUGCGAUGCUGAGCACUAUUGCCAGUAGUAGCGAGUGAACUUUUUUUUGUUCAUAGUGUUCUUAUUACAACAUGUUCCAGUUUCACUCCCUGUUUCGUAAACACGCCGGAAGGGAACAGGGGUUGUAAUAAUUGACAUAAAAAUAGAUUGAUUUUGGGAAGAAACAAAGUGAGAGAUACAGAGAGAGGAUGAAAGAGAGAGAAAGGAAGAGAAAGAGAGAGAGAGAGAAAGAGAAAAGAGAAUUUAAAGGACACUAGAAUGCGCAUCAUGGCAAAGUUAAGCUGCACAAAAUGAAAAAAAUCGGUAUUUUUUCCGUUUCCGCGAUUGGUCGUUUGUGUUACUGUAGGAUUUGCUUUCGGUGAGCAUCUUUCAGGCAGAACGUCUCUAUAUAAAGUGUAUGUAUGGUUUGCUAAUUUUCUUAUUGUUUGUUCGCGUAUACGAUUCCCCCCGCCCAGAGCCAAGGGAAAGGUAUAAAUGGUCGUGCAAUAGAAAAGGAUCGUUUACGUUGUGAACGUGACCGAUUAAGAUGUUUGUGACGCGAAAUGAAAAGAAAAUAGUAAGAAAAUUAUGUUUUUAUCGUUGCAAAUAUACAUAUAAUGCACUAAGCAAAGCUGUACAUUGUAGAAAGUUGUAUUUAAAAAAACAAAACAAAAGCAAAACAAACAAGUAAAGCACAGUUAAAAGGAGCUGCUGCACACUAUUACGCGAAGGUGGGACAUAUGUUGGCGACGAGAGCGAAAGGGAACUUAGUAAUCUAAAUUAUAGUGGAAAAGAAUCAUACACACGUUCAUCCUCAUGCUUCUAUGCACAUACCACUUCUUCAAACGCUGUAAAAGAAUUAUGACAAAUGGAUUUUCAUUCGUUCACGACAAGUGACACAAGCGCAGCAAGUGAACGCGCCAGUAACUCUUCAUUCGUAACCGUUUUCAUCUUUUCCUUUUCCUACUAGCAGAUCGCCUAGUCUACCGAACAAGAUAAUAUAUUUAGCUUAAUAUACGCAGGCAUAUUAUUGGCUGGAGGACAUUCCAAAAAGGAAGGAAGGCGAAGGAGUAAAACAAGAUAAACACAUAAAAACAUAAGCAAUCGACCAUUUAAAAUAUAAAAAAACCCGCUGUUCAGGAAAAGGUGUGUGAAGCUUAAUAUGAAUAGUAAAAACAAACAAACAAAAACAUUGUUAUUUGAUGAAAAAGGAAAGCGGAUACUAAAUAAUCGUAAGCUCCUCUUUAUCUCCGCGAUGAGCUACGUCUCGUGGCGGAUGCGAAGGACCAGUAAGACAUCUCUCGCCCCGACGACCCGCACGGGCGUCGCCAUCCGAUGGAUCGUAAGCUGAUCAAUUUGAGGACCGUUUCGCUCUGUUACGAUCCUGUCAGUAAAAGCAACAUGCAUAACGCUAGCAUUAAUGAGUUAUAGGGAUCUGUCAGUGACAACAGCAGGAAAGGGAUGAUAAUCGUAAAAAUACUAUACCAAGAUACCGAUGGAAAGCGAUACAAACAAACAAAAUCCAUUAACUGCGCGAUGAGCAGAGGAAGCUAGGAGAGUGGAUGGAUGAAAGAAAAAAAAAUAAUAUAUUGAAAAUAUACACA